AUGUCGGAAAACAUCAUCGAAAUCCCGUGUGCGGACGCAGAUGGCGACUUCAUCUCGCUGGACCUCGACAAAGAUAUCCAAGAGGACCCCGAGGAGAUCUGCGUGCUGCUGGAAAACGAGCGAUGUGACAAGGCCUUCUGGCUCGCCAUUGGUCUGGCAUACUCGUCCAAGGGCCUGACCAACGAGGCGAUCGAGGUGGUGACGCGGGCUCUCAAGUCGCCGUCAAUGAAGGAGUCGGGAGAUCGGCUGCCUCUGUACAACUGCCUGGUGUGGCUGUUUCUCAAGCAGUACCGGGCUGCCCCUGUGGAUCAACGAUCGGCCGUGCUGGAAAAGGCCACCGAGUACGCCAACAAGGCCUUCUCCAUCGACAAAACGUGGCGAGUCAAUGUGCUGACCGAGGCCGUGUUCAAGAUCCAGACCGGCGGCUGGGAUGGCGCUCUCACCAACUUCAACACCGUGCUCCAGACCCAAAACACAAACCUGCUGGCGCUCAUGGGUAAAGCCCGUGUGCUAUACGAGAAGAAAAACUACCGCGAGGCGCUCAAACUGUACCAGUCCGUGCUGAGUCAGCGCCCCUCGAUGAAGCCCGAUCCGCGAAUCGGCAUUGGACUCUGUUUCUGGAGCCUGGGCUCCAAGGAGGAGGCUCUUGCUGCGUUUGAGCGGGCCAAUGAGUUGGCUAAAGACAAGAACGCCUUUGUCAAGGUGAUGCUAGCCACCUGUCUGUUCGACAAGGCGCUGCAGAACGUGGCCACCGACGACUUUGAAAAGUACUACGCGCUGGGCAUGCUGCACGUCAAGGACUCAUUUGAACUUGACCCUAAGCACGCGCCCACGUUGGUGCAGCUGCAAAAAUUCUUCUUCACCAAGCGAAACACAGACGCCAUCGUCAAGCUGGGAGACACUGCCAUCAACCAGUCUGAAAACCCCAAGGUGCUGGGUCAAAUUCACUUCUGGAUGGGCCGGGCUCAUCAGCUGGCCGGCCAUGUGCAGCAGGCUCUUGAGAGCUUCCGUCAGGCCGAAAAAUUUGACCGGGACAAUGUCGGUUACAAGCUUGGCCGUGCGCUGGUGCUGUGGCGUUCCAACGUUCAGGAGGCCACACUGUUGCUGGACGGCAUUCUCAACUCCAACCCCAAGUGUCUGGAGGCCAAGGUUAUGCUCGGGCUCAUCUACGCCGAGCAGGAGUCACCCAAGGCGCUGCCAUUGCUGCAGCACUGGGUGGCUUCAAAGGGAGACGGAGCCGUGGACGAGGAGAUCUUUCUCCUGCUGAGCAAGCUGGAGAGCAACCCCAAGGCUGCUGUUGAGCACCUCAAGCGAGUGAGCAGCGAGGACGAUCCCGCCACUCUCAACAACAUUGCUAUUUACCAGUACUCCGCUCACGACUACGAUGCCGCCCAGGCCUCGUUUGAAAAGGCCAAGGAGGUGGCUGACGAAGACCAGAGCGUGACCAUCACUUACAACAUUGGUCGAACUCUGGAGGCCAAGGGCAAGACGGAGGAGGCCCGCAAGAUUUACGAGUCCAUGCAGUACCCCGACGCUGAUAUUCGACUGGCAUUUUUGGACAUUGUUGAGAGCAACGACGGUGGUCGGCUGGACGCUCUGAUGGAGCGCAUGGUGACCAACCUCGAGGUACGAGCUCUGCAGGGCUGGUAUCUGCGUCGAACUCGAAAGGCCGAAGAGACGCAUCUCAUCAAGACCCUGACGGACUUUGACAAGCAUGAUGUCUACGCUCUAGUGUCGUUUGGCAACUGGUACCUUACCAAAGCACGAAGCAUCAAGCCUAAAAACAACUCAGACGUGGAGAAGAAAAACAAAAACUACUUCAAGGCAGCCGAGUUCUUCAGCAAGGCGUUGGCUCUUGAUCCCAAGUGCGCUUAUGCUGCCCAGGGUGUUGCAGUUAUUUUUGCUGAGACCAACCGAGCGGACCUGGCCAUCAACAUUUUCAAGCGUGUGAGAGAAACCAUCACCGACGACAUUUCCGUGUUUGUCAAUCUGGGUCACUGUUUUUUCGAUCUCAAGCAAUAUGACAAGGCGAUCCAGUCUUACGAGGUUGCCUUGGACCGCUUCAAGGGCGGCUCAGACGUGACUCUGUUGUCUCUUUUGGGACGAGCCUGGUACGCCCGAGGCAUCUCUGCCAAGCAGCUCAAGUACCUGGAUACGGCAUUGGAGCUCUGUCGAAAGGCCGUGGAGCUGCAGGCCGAUCCCAGCACGACCUUCAACGUGGCCUUCAUCCAAUUCCAGGUGGCAGAGGUGCUGCGAAAGACCGAGGCCAGCAAACGACAGCUGAGCGAAAUCGAGGCUGCGAUCAAGGGAAUGACCGAGGCCAUUGCGUCGCUCAAGGAGCUGGCUUCCUCCGACACGCCUCCUUUCCCCAAGGAGGAGCUGGAGCAGCGAGCGUCAAUGGGUAACACUGUAGUGAAGCAGCUGGAGCGUGCACUGGCGGAACAGAAGGAGUACGACGAGGCCAACAACGCCAAGCUCGAGGAGGCCCGGCAAUAUGUCCUGCAGCGGGAGGAGAAGGCUGCCGCCGAAAAGGCAGCUGCCGAACAGGCCGCCGCCGAGAAGGCCGCCAAGCUCGAGGAGGAGCGAAAGCAGCAGCAGCAGCAGGCGCUGGAGUGGGCCGAGCGAAUGCGGGAGUUCAACGAGGCCGACGAAAAGGUGGAAAAGACGUCCAAGAAGUCCAAGAAGGCCCUGGACGAGUUUGUGGAGGACGACGACAAUGUUCCCAUGGACGACGUGUCGGAUAGUGAUGACGGCGACUCUGUGCCCAGCAAGCGCAAGUCCAAGAAGGAGGGAGGAGCACCCAAGAAGCGAAGAUUGAUGAAGAAGUCGCAGCUUGAGGACAAGCCUGAGGGUGAGGAGGAGGCCGAGGCCAACGGAGGAGAUGCAGAUGGAGAUGCAGAUGGUGACGACGACAUGGACGAUCUGUUUGGAGAUGACGACGAGUAA
Molecule: messenger RNA, 2946 nt
Organism: Yarrowia lipolytica CLIB122
Lineage: Eukaryota; Fungi; Ascomycota; Dipodascomycetes; Dipodascales
Biological process (GO): transcription elongation by RNA polymerase II; regulation of DNA-templated transcription
Cellular component (GO): Cdc73/Paf1 complex
Molecular function (GO): RNA polymerase II complex binding
Source: RefSeq, a predicted model, not a curated record